Messenger RNA from Polyodon spathula (Mississippi paddlefish), 5439 nucleotides. Its product is annotated as ubiquitin carboxyl-terminal hydrolase 42-like. The transcript is spliced from 18 exons. Lineage: Eukaryota; Metazoa; Chordata; Actinopteri; Acipenseriformes; Polyodontidae. The record is from RefSeq and is a predicted model, not a curated record. Gene Ontology annotation, cellular component: nucleus; cytosol. Bases 98 to 4330 code for a protein of 1410 amino acids. Gene Ontology annotation, biological process: regulation of apoptotic process; protein deubiquitination. Gene Ontology annotation, molecular function: cysteine-type endopeptidase activity; cysteine-type deubiquitinase activity.
GAUGUACUCGUAGCGAAUGUACGUCAUUGUUCACCGCCGGACUGUCGCGGUUUGUCGGGAUGGAAUUAACGCUGCCUCAGUAAAACAGCAAUGAACAAUGACAAUAGUUGACAAACCAAGAGAGACUUCUGAGUCUGGUCAGUCUGAGCCCUCUGGCUCCCUGACCCCCUCCUCCUCUGGAGACAUGGACUCAAGCUCAGCGAGUUGGGGCGCUGUAUCAUCUGCCUUGGACGCCCCUAAAAGUAAAGCCUCUUCUGUAGGACCGACCCCGGGAGCUGCUGUUUAUUCCAGUAGUACAACACCUGUGCAAGAGAAACCAAAACCCACCAUACACAAGGAUCAAAACUUGGCAGGGGGCGGAGAUGGGAUCGCUCCUCCACAGAAAGUUCUAUUUCCAGUGGAGAAACUCUGCCUAAAGUGGCAUCAGAUACAUCGAAUUGGAGCUGGACUCCAAAAUCUGGGCAACACUUGCUUCCUGAACUCGGCUCUGCAGUGUCUCACCUACACAGCCCCCCUCGCCAGCUACAUGCUGUCCCGUGAACACUCCAAAACAUGCCACGAGGCUGGAUUCUGUAUGAUGUGCACAAUGCAGAAUCAUAUCACCCAGGCCUUUGCCAACUCUGGAAAUGUCAUAAAGCCCAUGUCUGUCAUAAAUGACCUAAAACGUAUCGCCAAACAUUUUAGAUUUGGGAGCCAAGAGGAUGCACAUGAAUUUCUCCGUUACACUAUUGAUGCUAUGCAAAAAUCGUGCCUCCCUGGAAACAAGUUGGACAGACAAACGCAGGCCACCACAUUAAUACAUCAGAUCUUUGGGGGCUAUUUGAGGUCCAGAGUAAAAUGUCUGAAUUGCAAAGCGGUUUCUGACACUUUUGAUCCGUAUCUGGAUGUUGCUUUGGAUAUUAAGACUGCACAAAGCAUCACCAAAGCACUUGAACAGUUUGUAAAACCGGAACAGUUGGAUGGAGAAAACGCUUACAAAUGCACCAAGUGCAAGAAAAUGGUUCCAGCAUCAAAGAGGUUUACAAUACACCGAGGAUCCAAUGUGCUUACCAUAUCCUUGAAGCGUUUUGCCAACUACAAUGGGGGCAAGAUCACAAAGGAUGUGAGGUAUCCAGAAUUUCUGGAUAUUCGUCCGUUCAUGUCACAAUACAAUGGGGAGCCAAUUCUAUAUGGCCUGUAUGCCGUUUUAGUGCAUUCUGGGUUUAGUUGCCAUGCUGGACACUACUAUUGUUACAUAAAGGCCAGUAAUGGACAGUGGUACCAGAUGAAUGAUUCUAUAGUAUCCACUAGCGACAUCCGGUCAGUACUCAAUCAGCAGGCUUAUGUACUGUUUUACAUCAGGUCUCCAGAUAUUAAGAACGGAGGCGAUUAUAAUCAUUCCACACGCACCCCAGGACAGUCCUCCCCUCGCCCCAUAGUGAGUCAGCGCCUGGGUGGCACCAAGCAGCAGACAACAGGCUUCAUUGGACCACAGCUCCCCCCUCAUAUGGCUAAGAGUUCCAACCACAUCAAUGGAAACGGCUGCGUGAAGGAGGUUCCCUGCAGUUCCAAGGCGAGUUCCAGCAACACUGUUAUAAACAGGAUGGGGUCAAGCCAGCCUUCCACUUCUUUCAAGAACCGUGCGCUCAGCAGGCCCACCAUUAUUCCAGAACCCGCUAAAAGGCCAAAGCUGACCUUCCAAAUUGGACAGAGCAAAUCAGCACGUCCUUCCCAUUCCCAGCCCAACUUUCACAGCAGCCCCCUGGACAACCUGUACAAACCCAGCACUUCCACAUCCGCCAUCAUCCACUCCUCAACCGCGUCCUCCUCCUCCUCUACUGCACAGUCUACCUCAGGAGCACCCAGCUCUACGGCUCCAGCCACAGUAUCGCGAGCCGACACGCCCCCUGAUCCCCCUCGUUCUAAGAUGAAUGGCAACCCUAAACGUAGUGCCAGCUGCCUCGUUCCGUAUGCAGAAGAAUCCUCUGAAGAAUCGGAUGAGGAGCCUGGUCCUGUUACAGCAAAUGGGCAUGCAAAGCCCCUCAAUGGAACAGUUAAUGGAAAUAGAUUGGGCACAUUCCCGACCUCAAGUGCCACUCGUCCACUUCCAGACCUCGGACAGAAUCAUUUGGGUGUACCUCAUUGCAAGGCAGAGUUGAACGGCCUGACCACUAUGGCAGUGGAGUCUGAAGAUACCAGGCUCAAGGUUGAAACAGUGAGCUGCCCAUUCAAGCAUAGUAAAAAACCCAUUCAGAAUGGCUUGCUAAAAACGAACGGUUUUAAUCACAGUGAUAAGCUAACUUCUGAUGCAUCUAACACUGUGGAAAGCAUUGGUACCAGUACUACAAAUGGACCAGAACCCGCUAAAAGGCAAAAGCUGACUUCUCAUGUCGAACAGAGUGAAGAAGAAAAAAGUCAUUGUUUACCCUCAAGGGGGACAACUUUUCCAGCAGCUGCUACUUUUGUCAAUCCCUGUGUGGACAGGGUUCAAAAUCUGGAAAAUUGUUCACCCGCCUCUCCUAUAGAUGCAGUCAGGUCUCCAGCCCCUGAACUGUGUGAUAAAACUCUUCUUGAAGAAGAAAGGGCUGGCAAUACUACCAUGAACAACAAAACCUCUCCCCAUGACCCUGACGUUCCUGUUAAUAGUAAUACUGAUAACAAACCAAACCCUAAUAGGGAAACUAAGAUGUUCCAGAUAAAGAGUGAAAAUAAGCAUUCUCCAGAAGAGGUUCCGAUCACUCUCAAACAAUCUGUUGCAAGUACAGGGGAUCCUGUCCAGCUUCAGACGAGGCACUCCACUGGCUUGAAAAGUCCUGUUAGCUGUGAAAAUGUUGGUAAACGUGUCAUAUUAAACACUACUAAUUCUAAUAUAUCUCCUGUUGGGGACAAAGCCAAGGAUCAGAUGAAGACAUGUCUUGAGACUAUAAAGGAAGAAAGUCAAGAAGCCAUAUCAGAAUGCAGACAGUCCCCAGGGAAAGACAGGUGUGCUGAAAACAGGAAGCUGACAUCUCGGAUAUAUGAACAGCCGAGCACCUCAGCUCAGUCUGGUAGCAAGGAAGCAGAAAGGGAGGAGAAAAGCAAAAUCACAGAAGUCCCUUCACGUAGCACAGAGAAAGACAAACCCAGAAUAUCUGACAGGGAAAAACAUAUAAACAAAUCAUCCUCUCUUUAUAACGAGAGAUAUAGUCAAGAUAAACGUAAGCUUUCUGAGAAGUAUAGGUAUCAUGAUGCUCGAUCUAGAAGUAGAGAAAGAACGAACCACGAAAAGAGUAGGCUGCAUGAUAAAGACUAUUAUUCCUGUAAACAUCAAUCCCGUAGCAGAGAUAGAUCCCAUAGUAGGGAUGGGUAUUAUAGAGACAGAGAAAAGGACUGGAGGGGGGAAAGACACACUUACCACAGCAGGGACUCUUACUACAGGUCCAAAGAGGACCUGGACAGGGGGUUCCCUCAAAGCGAUAGAGACUAUGAGAAGUCAUCCAGUCACUAUAACAGCAGCUGGCUUCACAAAGAAGAGCCUUACUCUAAGCCCCGAUGGGUGGACGGGAUGAUAAGCAAAGAGAACGGCUAUGAAGACUUUGGUAAACAACCACUUGAUUACAAUAGUAAACAACCACAUGAUUACAAUAGGGGUAGAUUAGAUUCCAACCAUAUACCACAUUCCUCCUCCUCCUCCCACUAUUGCGAGCACGUCAAGGACAAACGCACCUCGGGCUCCAGUGGGAGGAGCUCGGAACACAAUAGCGAGCGUCGAAAACACGAGAGCAGGCGGCACUACAAUGACCGCGACGCUGAGGAUAGCGGCUCAGAAAGGAAGCGGAGGAGACACCGGCGGGACGAGUCUUCGGAGGAGAGGAAACACAAAAAGUCGAAGAAGAAAAAGAAGUCCAAAGAUAAAUACAAAGACAGGGACCACAGAAGUCACCAGUAUUCUUCUGAAGCAAAUUCAGAUAGUGAUGCAUUGAAACACAAGAAAAAGAAGAAAAAGAAAAAACACAGGAGUGACGUUUCGGAUCAAGAGAAACUCCAGCGCUCCCGGUACCGGAAGCAGGACUGCAGGUCUGGGGAUGAGUCAGACAGCAGCAACAAGGCACCCAAGAGCAAGGACUUCAAAGGAAUGGACAGCAGGAGGGACGGUCAGAAACUGUAUUCAGAGGAGAAGGAAGAAUUACCUCAUAAAGAAAAGAAUUCCCAAGCUGAGAAUGAACAUCACCGAGGUUGUAGGUCCCCUAGAUCAGAUGCUGAAAUGUACAGGUGUCCUUUAAAUGCAAUGGACUUGGAAGCAAAGAACAAAUCUGGAAAUGGAGCUGACUGUCAAUCUUCUCUCAGUCUGGAGAUUGAAACAGGUGAGUGACGAAACAUCUGCCGUAGAGGAAACUGCUCAGAUGAUGGUUCAGUCUGAAUGAUCCUGUCUUUAGUAUUUUUAUUUAAAACUGGAAAGAUGGUAGGGAACCAUGAGUUCUAAACUACAACAGCCCUUCCACAGCACAUUUCAUCCUUGUAACAAAACAUGUCAAAUGAAGAAGUUGUUUCUCUUUUUGAACCUUGUAACUGAAAGUUCUGCCAGCUGCUAGAAACUGCAAGUUUAACUGGAUAAAGGGUGAGAUCAUUCUACUUUUUUUUUUUUUUCUUUUUAAAGCUUUGCAGUGUCACGGCAAGCCAUCCCGACACAGCAUACAUGUUUAAAGACUGAGUAAUGGAUCCUUAAAGCGGUGCUUUUAAUCCUUGCAAAUAUUGCACUGACUUAUCCCAGAAGAACUUUUUACAAAAAAAGAAGAAAAAAAAAACAAAUCUUUGGGACUUAUUUUUAAUUUACACUUUAGUGGUGAAAAUGAAUUUAACAUAUUUGGAACACUGUUAAUUGUAAAUAGAAUUAAUGUAUUGUGUAUAAAAAAUGAUGCCCUGGAAUUUAACAUCUCAAUUGCUGCUCAACUACAGACUCAGGAUUAAUUUCUAAUUGUGUUUAAUGUAUAAGAAAAGGAGAAUGAAAAGAAACCACAGUCUUUGUUGCAGAAUUGUUGAAACAUUGCUUUGUUUCAUUGCACGAGGCAUCCAAACAAAUGUAACUUGUGACAGUAAUCCCUUAAAGAAACUGUUGUAGGUCAGUCGAUAUUUUUCUGUCUAUAUCUUGAACUACAGACUAAUCUGGUUGGGUGCUUUGCUUCACCAAAAUAACCUUUUUGAUCUUAGCAAUUCUAGAAUCUAACUAGCUUCAUGUUUUCUAAUUAAAGAAAAAAAGAAAAUUGUUACCAAUAAUGUUAUACAAAUGACUGUAAAAAUAAUCGUAUUACAUUUUUAUUUGUUCACUUUUAAAAUGGAAUGGAUGUAUGUUGGUAGGUUUGUUUAAAUCUCCCUAUUUAAGUUUAUAGCUGCAGAUAAAAAUGAUACUGUGAAUUUAUUUUCAAAAGACUACCAUACUGUAUUGAGUUAUGUUUUACUAUAAAAUGGUCCUGUAUCAGGAAA